Messenger RNA from Haemonchus placei, 267 nucleotides. NCBI's taxonomy places the organism in Eukaryota, Metazoa, Nematoda, Chromadorea, Rhabditida, Trichostrongylidae. The record is from the annotation of a GenBank genome assembly.
AUGGUUUCACUAAUUUUAUGUUUUGCCUAUUUUGUUCACGUUUUUUUUUCUUGGAUGCUCUGCACUUACAGCGAUGGAUGUGGUUUCGCUAUACAGUCACGGCAUCGUGCAUGUAAUAAUCCUACUCCAUCAUCAGGUGGACAGGUCUGCCACGGUUUAGCUCACCAGACGUCAGUCUGCGGCACUGAAUCAUGCAACGGUUCGCACAUUUUACGUUCAUUGCCACAAUUUCACAGUGUCCGCGGACAACUUGUUCCUUCAAUCUGA